Molecule: messenger RNA, 285 nt
Organism: Blepharisma stoltei
Lineage: Eukaryota; Ciliophora; Heterotrichea; Heterotrichida; Blepharismidae
Source: the annotation of a GenBank genome assembly
AUGGGUUCAUGCUACAAUACAAAUAGAAGGAAGACAAGUGCUUAUGCUUUAAAAGAACUUUCUGAUUAUGAGAAGCUAAAGUUGAACUCACGGCACCGAUUCUGAAGCAAUAAAGCUCAGACGGCUCCAGAAUUAAAGCUAAGCGAAAAUCCUUUGCUUUUAAGAAGAAAGCUUCGAUAUCAAGAAAGUCAACAGACUCAAUGCAGUCAGAUGGACUUAAUGUCUCCUUCAAUAUCUUCCCAAUAUCUCACUGGAUCAUUGAGUCCAGAAUUAUUAAAUUAUUAA